GUGGAAAGAGGGGGGACAUUUCGGUAAGGGUGAGGGAGCUGUGAGAUUUUUUUUUCACUGAAGCUGAUCUGGCUGUAGACAGAGGAGAGAUCAGUCGCAGAGGGCAGGAUGGUGCUGAACACAAUGCGUCCCUAUACGGAGCUCUCCCUGGUGCUGAAGCUGCUCUUGGCUCUACUACUCUGCGUCCUCCCAGCUCGGGGACAGAAUGACACAGAACCUAUAGUCCUAGAAGGAAAAUGCUUAGUCGUGUGCGACUCCAACCCUACCACUGACACCAAAGGAUCUUCAUCUUCUCCUCUUGGGAUCUCUGUGAGAGCUGCUAACUCCAAGGUUGCCUUUUCAGCUGUUCGGAGCACCAAUCAUGAGCCCUCCGAAAUGAGCAACAAAACUAGGAUUAUCUAUUUUGACCAGAUCUUAGUAAAUGUCGGGAACUUUUUCACUCUGGAAUCAGUGUUUGUUGCCCCAAGGAAAGGCAUUUACAGCUUCAGCUUUCAUGUCAUAAAAGUUUAUCAGAGUCAGACUAUACAGGUAAACCUGAUGCUUAAUGGAAAACCAGUCAUUUCAGCAUUUGCUGGGGACAAAGACGUGACUCGUGAAGCAGCCACAAAUAGCGUCCUUCUGUAUUUGGAUAAGGAAGACAAGGUUUAUCUGAAACUGGAGAAAGGUAAUUUAGUCGGUGGCUGGCAAUACUCAACCUUCUCUGGCUUUUUGGUGUUUCCCCUGUGAGAUCUCCAAAACCGGCCCAAGUUAAGGACACUGGACACAACUUAGACUCUGUUCUCUGGAGAUCAUAUUUGUCAUCAAUGGAUCGUUGUUUAUUGGUUUCUCAUAGGUGAUUAUGGAUAAUACGUUACGGCGUUCAGUCCUCUCACUGAAGUGCAAUGACAUUUCCACAGAAAAACAAAAAAUAUUUUGUGUGUUUGAAGUAUAUUUGGAUUAAACCUGAGAAUAAAUCGUAUCUAUAUCUAUAUGCCAAUGUUACAUUUUAAAAGAUGCCUGCAAGAUUUAUUCAGAUUUUAUUUAUGGGAAAUGCUGUUGACGGGUCAAAGGAGACAAUGAAUUCCCGGGACAAAAAAAGGGACACAAAAUUGUAAUGUUUAGCCAUUUCCCCCUGCAGUCUACAAUCAUCUGUUUUCUGUAGCUGAUUUUAGUCUUUAGUAGUCUGGUAUCGUUUUGUUUGGCGAUCAUUAUUGUAUCCCACGGGGAGGCAUUACUAAACAAAUGAAUGGAUAGACAUUUUUUGGUCUCAUUUACUGGAUGCAUUAUGUCUUAAGUCAUUUUCCCGGCAGUGGCGCAUUCCAGUUGGUGGAGAUAUCCGAAGAAUUUGUACGUUUUAACAGAUAGAUCAUAACGUUAAAAAAAAAAAAAAAAAAAAGGGGAAGAAAAAUGGUUAGCAUAUUUGAAGCGAUUUAUCUUGCAAAGCUGUGCACAAUAGCAAAGCCCUGCAGGAUGGCGCACUCCUAAUCCUCCACCUUAAUUAGCAUGAUUGAUAAUACACAUUUCAUUUGAUACCUGGGGAUGUUUUCUGAAGGCAGAAGCACUUCAUUAGCUCGAGUCCCGAUGUUGAGAAUUUAACUAUUGCACAUACACCAUCAGUUUGAUGCCUUAAAUUUCUAAAAUGUGUAAUGUGGAUCUGUUGGAAAGGAACUGUUCUACCCAAGGAGAUAUUAUUCCACCGGGGACAGGGGGUGGGCAGGGAGAUUGGGGAAUUCAUGGAACAGCAUUCUGACGAUACCUGUCGGUGUCAGUGUAACAUAAUAAAGGUUGAAAUG
Molecule: messenger RNA, 1772 nt
Organism: Xenopus laevis (African clawed frog)
Lineage: Eukaryota; Metazoa; Chordata; Amphibia; Anura; Pipidae
Gene: cbln4.L
Product: cerebellin 4 precursor L homeolog
Cellular component (GO): synapse; extracellular region
Source: RefSeq, marked provisional